This is a messenger RNA of Daphnia magna, 725 nucleotides long. RefSeq names its product histone H2A. The coding region runs from base 34 to 414 and encodes 126 amino acids. Gene Ontology annotation, cellular component: nucleosome. Gene Ontology annotation, molecular function: DNA binding; structural constituent of chromatin; protein heterodimerization activity. The record is from RefSeq and is a predicted model, not a curated record. The transcript has a single exon. Lineage: Eukaryota; Metazoa; Arthropoda; Branchiopoda; Diplostraca; Daphniidae.
UAGGAAUCGGUUCAUCUAACAAACAAACAUAUCAUGUCUGGUCGUGGUAAAGGAGGCAAAGUAAAGGGAAAGUCAAAGACUCGUUCAAGCAGAGCUGGACUUCAAUUUCCCGUCGGUCGUAUCCACCGAAUGCUCCGUAAAGGCUCGUACGCUGAACGUGUCGGUGCUGGCGCCCCUGUAUAUUUGGCUGCUGUCAUGGAGUACUUGGCCGCUGAGGUACUUGAGUUGGCUGGAAACGCAGCUCGUGACAACAAGAAGACGCGUAUCAUCCCUCGCCACUUGCAAUUGGCAAUCCGCAACGACGAAGAAUUGAACAAACUUCUCUCUGGUGUCACCAUCGCUCAGGGCGGUGUUCUACCCAACAUCCAGGCUGUUCUCUUGCCCAAGAAGACUGAUAAGCCCGCCAAGGCUUAAUUCCUUCUUCCCUUCUAUUGCAAACAAACGGCCCUUUUCAGGGCCACCAUUUCUAUAGAAAUGAUGAUUUCCUGCGAAUUUAUUUUACCAAAUUUAGGGGACUUCUAGUAGCGUGUGACGGUAUUCUGUUUUGCAAUUUCACAUUUUAAUUUUUUUUUGUAUUAUCUGUAGGUUCUAAUUAUAGUUCUGAAGACGUACGCAGAAAUUAUCAUCGCUUUUGACCUUAUCCCUUGAACUCAAAGCUUCGCCCAUCUGUUUAUUUUGUUUUAAACAAGCUGUCCAGUUUGUUGUCCUAAAUUCUUGAAAAGAGU